GAUAACCGGAAAUAAUGAGCGUCGACACGGCGAAUUUUCCUCUAACGUCGUCGUGGCUGUUUUGUAUUUGUUCAACAAAAUCCAAUUCAUUCUCAAAUUAUUUCAAUGUCGUCUUUAAAACGUGCUGCAUUUCGUCACCGGAGCGAGUGUUGAGCCAAGCCGCUGACUGUGCUCUUCAAUUCGGUGUGAGUCCUGACCUCAAUGUGACUCCAGCAAACCAGAGUGGAAGUUGUAUCAAUUGAAAAACUUCAAAAAGUGGUCUUAUCAGGAAAGAUGGGUGAAGUGACUCUCAGUAUGGAUGAGUUAAUCAGCAAAGUGCUCCUUCCAGAACCACAACUAAUCAUUUUGGCCCUGCCUCCACCUUUCCUGCCAACGCCCGAUGAACCGAACAUCGUUUGGCCAAAGUGGCUCGCUGCUUUCGAACGCUACCUGGAGGCACUCGAUGACGAAAAGCUGACCGACACCAGUAAAUGUAUGCUUCUGCAUAACUGUCUGGGUCAAGAGGGUCAGCGACUCUUUGCAACGCUUGUCUCGCAGGAACAAUCGUACGCGGCGGCCGUCUCAGCCCUGACCGCCUACUUCGGCGCCGGUCGCGCAACUCGGGCGUGUUUACUCAAAUUCCACCAAAGGGCUCAGAUGAUCGGUGAGAGCACGGAUGAGUUUGUGACGGCGUUGGAGGCGCUGCUGGCCCCCGGCGACUGCACGGACAACCAACUGAUCCUCAAUCAACUGAUCGAGAAAACAAAUCUGCCGCGGCUCGGAGAGCGCUUGCGCUCGCAAAGGGAAACGCUCACCCUCGCCACCGCCCUGCGCAUCGCCAAAGAGGUGGAGUCCGAAGUCUUGAACGGGCCUGACGUCAAGCCUCCCGUGCAACGACCCAAAAGAGGAAGGCCUCGGCGUAUGGAGAGAGUUGCGAUUGAAACCCAAAGUUUGAGACAUGGAGUCAACUGGAGUGGCGAUGAAAACCUGCAGCAUGAUGAGGACCGUGGCGACGCGGUCCGCAAUGAUGAUGAUUGCGAUGAGAAAAACAAUGACAGCGCCUCAUUAUCACCCUUCAAACUGGAGGAGUCCUUGGACGAGCCCAAUACGGACGGCAACCAAAAAGUCCGUAAAACGUUCACCUGCUCCGUCUGCAAGGACAAACACUUUGUCACCGCAAACAAGCUGGCUCGACACAUGAGGUCGCACACCCAGGAGAAACCCUUCCACUGUACCGUCUGCGCCACCGUCUUCAGCCAGUCCUACCACCUGACGCGGCACAUGCGGGUCCAGCACAACGCCGCCCAGCACGUGUGCUCCACGUGCUGCGACAGUUUUGGGACGCUGGCGGAGCUCAAGAACCACAGGAGGAAGCACGCGGCGCAGUUCCUGCUGUGUCCCUACUGUUCAGAGAAGUCACCCAACGACGAGGCGUUUUUACGCCACAUCGCGUAUCACGAGGCGCAUCAACAGGGAGACGAUGAGGCGAUACCACGGGAGCAAGUCCAAACCGCUAUGAAGGAAACCCAAAUCAAUAUGCAGGAAAUCCAAAGCAAUAUGGAGGGAACCCAAAGCAAUAUGGAGAAGGCCAAUAUGGGGGGAAGCCAAAGCAACGUAACGGAGUCGUUGACGGCCACCGGCAGCGCAAACGAAAGGAAGGAAUCAGACAUCCGUGUUGUGACGGUGGCUUUUAGCGGCGCAAGCGUGCCCUGCAAGAAGAGCCACGUGUGCCCCGUGUGCAACCUGACCUUACCCUACGCCGUGAAGCUCAACCGCCACAUGCGCACGCACACCAAAGAGAAGCCCUUCCGCUGCACCGUGUGCUCACUGCUCUUCAGCCAGUCGUACCACCGCGACCGCCACAUGAGGAAACAGCACGGCUUGCGGCAGUACGGCUGCCACAACUGCGGCAAGAUGCUGGCGAGCUGGGCCAAGCUAAAGCAGCACCGCAAGAUGCACUUGGCCAAGCAGCUGACGUGCCCCGCCUGCGACAAGAGCUUCAAGGAGAAAGCCCACUUGGAGAGCCACCUCAAGUUGCACGAGCAGCUCCCGCGCAGUCCGCACUCGCUCAUCUGCCCAGAGUGCGGCAAAGUGUUCGGGCGGAGGUUCCACCUGAAGAGGCACGUGAUGGUGCACUGCCGGGGCGCCGGCUACGAUCGCUACACCUGCGGCGAGUGUCACAAGACCUUCCUCUCGGCAGAGGGCCUGAAGAAGCACCUGAUCAAUCACGCCAAGGAAAAGAGAGGCACGUGCCCGCACUGCGAGCGGAACUUUGGCAGCCGUGAGGAGCUGGAAGCGCAUUUGGAGGCGCAUAACGCUUCUUACCUGUGCAGUGUCUGCGGCAAGACGUUCAAGGUAGCGGCAGCGCUGAGAAAGCACGAGGAGAAGCACAAAAGCCCGAGCUUCCACUGUGCCGUGUGCAGCAAGAACUUUGACGGCCCGGCGGAGUACAAGCGCCACGCCGAGAUGCACGACCGGCGCGAGAUCAAAUGUCCGCACUGCGAGGACGUCUUCCUCAAGCGCACCACCUUCAAGUAUCACCUCCAGACGCACACCCAGGAGAGACCCUAUCAGUGCGUCUACUGCAUGGACACCUUUGUGGACAACGAGGAGCUGGAGCGCCAUUGCCUCAAGCACCGCAAGUUCCGCAAAGAGCGCCCGUACAACUGCACGCGCUGCGCCGCCGCCUUCGCCGCGCUGGCCGAGCUGACGGCGCACAUGGAGGGCCACAAGGGCGAGGCGCCGCUCAGCUGCGACAUCUGCGGCCGCACCUUCCUCAACGCCAGCAAGCUGGAGAAGCACCUGAGCAUCCACACGGGCGCGCGGCCCCACCUGUGCCCUCACUGCGGCAACGGCUUCCCCACGGCCGCCAACCUCAAGCAGCACAUCUACUCGCACACGGGCGAGAAACCCUUCGCCUGCGCCGAGUGCAGCAAGGCCUUCCGCUCGGCCAGCGGGCUGCGGCUGCACAGACGGCAGCACACGGACGCGCCGCCCAGCUUCGAGUGCUCCGACUGCGGCAGGACGUACGGCCGCAUGACCGAGCUGAGAAUGCACCAGCGCUACCACACGGGCGACAGGCCCUACACCUGCGUCAGCUGCAACAAAACCUUCGUCAGCAAGUACAAGCUGACGGUGCACGCUCGCAUACACACGGGCGAGCGGCCGUACUCGUGCCCCCACUGCAAGCAGACCUUCAGGCAGUCGGGGGACCGCAACAGACACAUCAAUAAGUUCCACCCAAAAGACUCUCAACUGCUUUCUCCCGCCGGCUGGGUAUAGCCCCGUGCCCGUCGUCUUCUCUACACGCCGUCGUAACGCAACCGCCAAUCAAAGUGUGCUUUUAAGGGAUGAGGACAUUUUCGGGGGGUCCUGCAAAAUGGAUGAUGACCGUGACUGCUGACGUCUUGCAAACUCCCGAGUUUGCCAACCUGCGCUUCCUAUAAUGUGGUAUUCACAACAAGUAUUUAUUUUCUCUCGCUCUCUCUUUGUCCUUACUUUGGAAUAAGGGGGGGUACCCUGUGUUUAUAGAUUCUUUGUUCUUCUUUGUCUAAUCUAUGUACUAAAUUCUGUUUACAUAGUGCCCCAUAGUGUUCAGAAUCCAAUAUAACUAAAAUGCCUUGUUUCGGACUGCUUUCAAGUGAAACGCAGCAGGACUGUCCGAAAAACAUGCACUUAGGUUUUGGUCAGUAGUGACAAGUUAUUACUGUAAAAAAAAAAACAUAUAUAUAUAUAUAUAUAUUCGAGAGCAAUGUAUGUCAUAGGAAGGUGUAUGUCAUCAGGAAAAGUGGGUUUUUAAUUAAAAUAAAAUAAAAUGUCGAAAGACGUAUUGCUAUCCGUAUUCGGUAGGUAAUGGUAAGAGUACCAUUGCUUCCCUCAUACCAACUAAAGGAAACAGGUGAUCUUUUUUUUUAAUCAUGUCAGGAGGGUUUGAGCGUCUGUAAAAUACAAAACAAAUGGGCCGCGUUUAUAUUAUGUGCAGGUGGUGCAAAACUGCAUUGUUGCAUUGAGACUUGUGAAAAUAAACUCGGUUGUCUUAACUUUU
Molecule: messenger RNA, 4024 nt
Organism: Syngnathus acus (greater pipefish)
Lineage: Eukaryota; Metazoa; Chordata; Actinopteri; Syngnathiformes; Syngnathidae
Product: zinc finger protein 420-like
Exons: 2
Coding region: 274-3261 (995 amino acids)
Biological process (GO): regulation of transcription by RNA polymerase II
Molecular function (GO): RNA polymerase II cis-regulatory region sequence-specific DNA binding; DNA-binding transcription factor activity
Source: RefSeq, a predicted model, not a curated record